AUGCAAUCUAAUUCGAACAGGCAAUAUUAUAUCCAACAAGACAACAAUUAUAAUUCCGAAGGCCUCUAUCAAUCCCAUCAAGAAUCACCACCACCUUAUUUACCAUAUCCUCAACAAUCUGGUAAUGGAAUCAGUAAUGUAGCAUCAGACAAAUCAAAUGUUGGUCAAACAGCAGUGCAUCAACAACAGGGUAUUGCUGUUACACGUGUCCAUCGACGAUUUUCGAAUAAUAAUUUAUUAAUACCAAUUAGAAGUAAUCUAGGGAUAUUUUUAUGUAUUUCUGGUUUGAUUUAUGCUCUAUGGGGCAUAGUAGCUUUCAGUUUACAACUUGCCAUUGUUGUGAAUUUGUAUUCAUCAUAUUAUAAUGGUUUUUGGGCAGGCAUUUUUCUUAUUUUUGGAGGAAGUAUUAUGAUAAUUAUUGGAUUUCGACCAUCUUUUCCGUUGUUUCGUUUAGUGCAAAUGUAUAUGUUUACUUUGGCCUUUUCUACAUUCGGACUUGCUUUUUCUAUUGUUGAUUAUUCACUAUCAACUCGAUGUACUUCAAUAUCGUCACUAUAUUGUGAUGAUAGUUUAGCAAUUAAUUUAAAAGUGAUUCUUCUGAUUACAUUCAGUAUUUCCCUUAUUCAUAAUAGUAUUAAUAUGAUAGUCAUUGCUCAAGAACAGAAAAGAAUAUUAACAAAAUCAAAUCGAAGGAUUUUAAACAAUUGA
Messenger RNA from Rotaria sp. Silwood2, 708 nucleotides. Lineage: Eukaryota; Metazoa; Rotifera; Eurotatoria; Philodinida; Philodinidae. The record is from the annotation of a GenBank genome assembly.